Plasmopara halstedii is the source of this 252-nucleotide messenger RNA. RefSeq lists its product as uncharacterized. The transcript is spliced from 3 exons. Bases 1 to 252 code for a protein of 83 amino acids. Lineage: Eukaryota; Oomycota; Peronosporomycetes; Peronosporales; Peronosporaceae. The record is from RefSeq and is a predicted model, not a curated record.
AUGCAGGAGCUGGAGGACCAAGAGAAACGAGGCCAUGAUCUUGUUGAUUCUCGUGCGUUCGAACGCGCGACCGGUACCGAUGAUCAUAUCAUAGCGGGCACGAGGGACGCAUCGAUUGCCGUGAUAUCUGCUGCACACGGUCGAGGUAGCAGAAGCCGAGACAGCGGUCCUGUCUCGACGAAUCUCUGUGAACGGCGUAAAAGAGCACCAAGCGAGGGAGUUUUGCCUUCAGAAGUUGCAGGCGAUUGCUGA